Messenger RNA from Triplophysa rosa, 1589 nucleotides. RefSeq lists its product as uncharacterized. The coding region runs from base 117 to 1301 and encodes 394 amino acids. The record is from RefSeq and is a predicted model, not a curated record. NCBI's taxonomy places the organism in Eukaryota, Metazoa, Chordata, Actinopteri, Cypriniformes, Nemacheilidae. The transcript has 11 exons.
CAUUAAAUUUCAACGUUAAAUGUGCUAGGCAGUUUAUAAAUUAAAUAAAUUUGCCUUAACUUUAAGUAGAUGAAAUAAUAAAAUUGCUUUUUGCCAAUGGAUGUAAACAGAAAGAAAUGUGCUCUGUUCUUGGUGCUUCUGGAUUUAAAAUCAGUGAAAGGCAUUUAAGAAGAAUAAUUAAAUCUCUUGGUUUGAGGCGGAGGAGUAACAACCGGCCCCUUACCGAAUUACGGCAAGCUAUAAUGAGUGAGUUAAAACACUGGUCACCUUGGCAGGGUAUCCGUGCAAUGCAUAAACGGGUACGUGAUGUCAGAGGAAUCCAGCCUUGCUACAGGAAUGAUGUGGGUGUAAUAAUGACAGAGCUUGAUGCCAGUGGUCUUAUCAGAAGAUGUCCUGGAAAAAAGAAAAUUGAACGUAGGAAGUACUUUAGUCGUGGACCAAAUUAUACUUGGCACAUUGAUGGAAAUGAUAAAUUGAAAUUCUUUGGAAUAUGGGUGCAUCUUGGAAUUGAUGGAUUUUCUAGAAAAAUUAUUUGGCUUAAGGCUGGCACCUCUAACCGAAAACAGAGCUUCAUUGCACGGUACUUCUAUGAUGCUGUUCAAGAACACGGUGGUUGCCCACGAAUCGUUAGGGCAGACAGGGGAACAGAGAACCUUAUUGUUGGACAGAUGCAAGUGGCAUUUCAUUUCAGGCAGGCUAGUGAUCAAGGACGAGACUCCUUCAGAGUGGGCAAGUCCGUACAUAAUCAGAGAGCUGAAUUCUUCAAUAGCAUGUUGAAGAAAACAUGGAUUAAAAAAUGGCAGGUUACAUUUGAGACUAUGAUGGAAUCAGGCAUCCUCAAUUUGGACAAUCCUGUACAUAUAAAUUGUCUGCAACACACACACCUUCCCCUUCUUCAGAGAGAUCUGACCAUAGAAGAAAGACUAUGGAACACUCAUGAUAUUCGCAAGCAACAGAAUAUUGCAGGUCCAUUUGGGAAGCCAGACAUUCUGUUCACAUCACCCCCACAAGGUUUUGCUGAUAUGCUUUGCAGAGUGGAUGAUGACCUUCUCCAAUAUGCAGAACAAUUUGUGUGUGCUGCAGAUGAACCACUGUUGGUGGCAAAUGAAGCAUUCAGAACAAUAUCUGGGGCCAUUCUUCGAGAUACAAACUUCCCAUCAUCUCCAGAUGGGUCUCUGGCAGCUUACCUCAUGUUGGUGGAGAAAUUCACAACAGGCCUGGAGAGAAGAGACAUUCCCAUACCAUCCACAUUUGCAGAAGCAAAUAAAAUAUACGAGUUACUGGCUAAUGAGACCUUAUAGCGUUGUUGUUAAAAUUUUAGGUACUUAAAAAAUCUGUAGAGAUGCUGAUAUAAUACAAUAUAUGAGCGAAUAAAAAUGACCAAACAAAAUAUGUAAGAUGUAAUCUUUACUGAGUAUUUUGUAUAUGGUACUUUCUCCUACAAACCGCAGAAAAUAUUUUAACUUAUCAGGAAUAAGGAACACGAUGACAGAUAGAUCACUGACUAACGAGAUGAAUAAUAUUACAGACAUUAGUUAUUUGCCAUUUUUAACUGUAACAGCCUUUGUAAAUGAAAUAGGUAACAGUCA